AUGGGCCGUGGCUGUGCAUUGGACGAAUGGACGCACUUUCAAAAGUUGCCCGAUGAAGGUAAAGUGCCUAAUUCGUUCUAUUGGUACGUCUUGUGUCGUCAUUGUGUGGCCGGAUACGAGCGAAAGCAACUUCUGGAUGCCCCCAUUAAACUUACCGGUCGACGCUCGGCUAUGCGUGCGCACCUGAAGAUCUGCCCCAUUUACGCCAAGCAAUCCAAAAUUGAUCAGGAGGCAAUCGUCGCUGACAAGAGAGUGAAUAUCGCCGCUGAAUCAAUCGCAGCGGGUGAUACCACUACGAUGACGACCAUGGCUGUCACGAUGGUGGGCGAGAAGCGCAAGCGCAAAGCCGAUGAAAAGACUCAUGAAUCCCGUGGCGGCCGAGUCAAGCUCUGUAUGAUGGAAGAAUGGAAGCAUUUUACGCGUUUACAGGAGGAAGGCUACAUUGGCAAGUCUAAUUUCUUCUAUGCUGUGUGCGUGCAUUGUCGACGAGCUUACGAGGAGGCAAAAGAGGAAGAGAAGACACUUCUUGUACCAGAAAAAAUUGUUGGCCGACGUGAAAAGAUGCGCAAACAUCUAUCGGUAUGCCCCAAUUAUAAAGGAGAUUUGCCUCCACUAGAACAUCAACUCUACAUACGUGGCAGCGGCAGCGCUGUGCUAAGUACGCUGGCUGCUGGUUAUGCAUCUUGUCUAGGAACAACAAUCGAGUCUUCUUUUUCAUCUGCGAGAGAUUCGCUGGUUUCGGGAGCUGGUCAAGUUUCUACGACUGCAAUGAUGUGGUCGUCGCGACUGGCACUAGAUGAAUGGCACUUCUUUACUCGCCUUGAGCGCAAGAGGAACAGUGCAUAUUAUUACGCGCGUUGCAAUUUCUGCCAACACGCUUACGAAAGUGCUCCAGCGAACCUAAAGACAUCACUGGAGCCAGCCAUUGUCAUGGGUCGUAAGAGUAACAUGCACACUCAUUUGUCUAAGUGCCGCCAUGUACCUAAAAACGACACUUUGGUCAUGGCAAAGAUCCAUGCAGCUAGACACAACCUAAAACUUGGUGACUUGACUGCAUCCACUACUGCCAUAUCAUUGGAGUCGUCUGAGGCUAAGCCUGUGGAUAAAUACGUAAUAAGCUCAUCGCUGGACAGCUUAUCUAUUCAAUGCGCUCUACUGCAAUUUGUCAGCGAACAUCAUUUGCCUUUUGAGUGGGUGGAAAGUGGUAGCGCAAAACAGUUGUUUCGCGCAUUGAUGCCAAAGUCUCACGCUAUGAUGAAGCUUAUACCAAGCGCGAUCGACUUGCGCUCACGCGUUCUAAAUGGAGUAUACAAUUCAAUGCUUCAGAGUGAAAUGUUAAAGCUUCAAGAGGUCAUUCCGCAUGAAGUGACAGAAUCUGCCUUUUCUGCCGAUGCCGUCGAUAUGCUUACAGUCGAGCCGUCGGGAUCGUGGCCACUUAUGAUGCACUGCAUCCUGAAUUCCUGCCACCAAACUAUUAAUAUGCAAUCUCUGGCAUUCGAUGGUGUCAUCACAAACGGCAGGGCAUUCGUACCGCUUUCGUUUAUUCAAGCACAACAACCGGAAUCUGACAUCAAAUCUGAUCUAGCUCACUCCCAUGAACUUAAGGUUGCUCGUUGGCUAGACAAACAUAUUCGACUUUGCAUUGAUUCAUCGAAGCUGGUGAUUGCGGCUUUAUCGCUGCCGUACAAUGCAAUCACUCAGCGAGCGGUCAGAGUAUUGCACACAACUUCGCUCAGGUCUCACACUGUUUUCCUUUUCGACAUAGACGGCAUGCUAAGGUAUCCGCUACUCAAACUCCUGGCGACUACAGAAAUGCUUGCAGCCGUAUCGUCACUUAUUGAGUUGUGGCAACUAGAAGCCAUUCGAUCGCGUGUGAUGAAGCGACUGUCAGAAUUGGACGACGAAGCUCGAACAGAUCCGUUUCGUAAUUGGGAGUCAUGUGCAUCACUGAUCCAGGUGUUACUGGACGAAAAAACGUUUGGGACGAUUAUGAAAGAUGGGGCUACGAGUGUGAAAAAGGUAAUCGAGCAUGCAUUAAAGCGAUCGCCUUUAGAGCGUUUGUAUAAUCUUCUUCACGUCUUCUUGAACAUAUUUUCUCGAUGUCGAGCUGGUAUGCCACUCACAGAAACUUUGAAUCAAUUAAAUGCGUUGUUCACUGCUGCUGAAGGAUUCUCCACCGUGCAGCUUGCGCUAGAAGUAGUGUGGGAGCAAAUGGAGCAGCCUCUCUAUGUUCUGGCGCAUGUGCUUAACCCACAGUUGCGAUCGCGCGACCUCAAAACCUCAGACAUGACAAAGAUCAGCAACUUAACUGAUUUCAGCGUCUCGUACUUUGAGUCCUUUUUCGGGCGUAAACCAAAGUGCUUGCGCGGUGAAGUGUCGGCGUACCUUCAUACAUCACAGCGAGUAUUUAAAAAUGACUUUGUUGCCGAAUUUUCUGCUGUUGACGAUUAUUUCCGCUAUUUAGGUGGCAAUCACGCGUCGCUAUCACUAUUAAUGACUGUAUUGCAUUCGUUCACGUCGAUAUCGAGAGGAAGUCGUUUUUUUCAGCAAGACACUGAUGAAAUUGUCGAUAGUAUUUACACUCCUAAUGAGCAUCAUAAGCUCAGCUAUCUGAAUCGGCAGUGGGGAAUUGCGUCUAAUAACAUCUUGAACCCGAAAAGAGCGGCAUAUAGUCGAAGCACCACGCACAACGACCACAGCGGGACUGCCAUGCUUAAUGCUGAAGCUGUCGUGAUUGAGUGGAAAGGUGCACUGGAAUCCAAGCUGCGCGUUCGAGGUGUCGCAUUUUCUCAUUUGGAUGACAAGCAUGAUAGUAUUGACGAUAUGAGUAUGGCAAAUAAUGGUGCUCAACACGGAGUCGCAGUGCCCGAUCGAGGCGAUUGCGACAGACUUGGCACAUUUAAACAAGACGAUGAGCUGGUUUGUCCUUUAGCUACAGUAAGAACCGAGUACAUGAUGAAAGUACCGCUUAAAGAUCUAUUCAAAACAGCCGAGGCUACGAUUUAG
Messenger RNA from Plasmopara halstedii, 3006 nucleotides. RefSeq lists its product as uncharacterized. The record is from RefSeq and is a predicted model, not a curated record. Bases 1 to 3006 code for a protein of 1001 amino acids. NCBI's taxonomy places the organism in Eukaryota, Oomycota, Peronosporomycetes, Peronosporales, Peronosporaceae. The transcript has a single exon.